This is a messenger RNA of Drosophila albomicans, 5599 nucleotides long. It is a transcript of the gene alpha-Man-IIb, whose product is annotated as alpha-mannosidase 2. Gene Ontology annotation, cellular component: Golgi membrane. Lineage: Eukaryota; Metazoa; Arthropoda; Insecta; Diptera; Drosophilidae. The record is from RefSeq and is a predicted model, not a curated record. Gene Ontology annotation, molecular function: carbohydrate binding; alpha-mannosidase activity. Gene Ontology annotation, biological process: mannose metabolic process; protein deglycosylation; N-glycan processing.
CGUUUUGAGCGGCGUCGACGUCGGUUGGUCUCUUCUACGUGCUGCAGACAGGACAGACCUCCAGGACAGCACCCGUUGUGUCAGUUAGUUAGUUAGUUAGUUUGUGUGUGAUUUGCCUGAACUCCCGGUCGUCAGGACGUGAAAAAAAGUCUCGGGAAAUAAAAAUCUAAAGCGAAGUUUGCCGUUCCUUGCUCGCCAUUGUUUGAAGCUGAAGCUUUCAGCUGCUGCAACGGCAACGGCAACGUGACGGAAUUGUUUUUAAUUAUUCUGACGGCGAAUGCAAUUAAAAAAUUUGACGCCCAGUUGGAGCGUUCUGGCUUCAAAAAGAGGAUCAUUACUGCAUACUAUUUAAAGUGGCGCUCUUUAACGUUAAUUCCUCCCCACCAUUCACUUAUUCAGGCACAUUAUUAUCGUUGUUGUGAUUGUGUUUUUGUGGCAACAACUUUUGCCGUCCUUUGUGUUGAUUUAUGUGUGUUUUGCUGUUUGCUGUGUCCCUUAUGGCAUAGAGCAUAGUGCAGUCGUCGUGUAAGGACUCGUGGCAUGGCACUAAAACUUGCACUACAACUUUCCUGAUUUCCCUGUAUGUAGAGCUGAGCGAAAGAAGAAAACCAAAAUCAACCAGUGAGAAGCAUUCAAAUAAACUAGGCAUAACAUCAACGACAACAACGAAAGUCCAGAGUCCCAAUCCCAGUCCCAGUGACAAAGCUAAAGUAAUCCGCAUAAGCCAGAGAUGUCGUUUAAGCUAUUGCGUCGCGGCUCGGCGCGAUGCAUUGGCUUGCUGUCAGCAUUUGUGACGAUCUUGCUCUGUUUGUAUUAUAUUUCGAUUGGUCAGCCGAAUCCCACACACAUUCCCGACGCCAAUACAGUCGGAUUGCCUGUGAGUCUGAGUCGCGUUCAAUCCCCACCAGCGGCUGCUUUGAAUGCCUUCAGUGUGGUCAACAGCAACCCUGUUGCCCAGCAGCAUCGUCAGCCUCAGAGCAUCGCCAAGGAAGCGGCACAGCAAACUACAGUCGCGAAACAUGGCAAGCUCAAGGCUGAGGAUGAGCAGGAGGUGCCACGGAAUGUCAAUUGGGGAGACAAGUGUUACAUGCUGCUUCAGAGCGAGACCAACAUUACAUCGGCCGAGGAGCACAGCAGAUUUGAUUUCCAGCCGGAAUGGAUGCGCUCCAAAGAGUAUUGGGAUCGAGGCUUUGAGGAACGAUACGAGGCGCAGAAAAAGGACAAACAACGACCACCUUUGAAGGUCAUUGUUGUGCCACAUUCCCACAACGAUCCAGGCUGGUUGAAGACUUUCUUCGACUACUUCCAAACGGACUCACGACAAAUUCUCAAUCUGCUGGUGACCAAAAUGCAGCAAUACAAGGACAUGACCUUCAUCUGGUCAGAGAUUAGCUUCCUGCAACUGUGGUGGGACCAAGCACACCCCACCAAGCAGCGCGCGUUCAAGCAUCUGGUCAACACUGGACGCAUUGAGAUCACCACCGGUGGCUGGGUAAUGACCGACGAGGCCAACGUACACAUUUAUCCCAUGCUGGAUCAGCUCAUCGAGGGCCAUCAAUGGCUCAAAAACAAUUUGAAUGUGACGCCCAAGGUGGGCUGGUCCAUCGAUCCCUUCGGACACGGCAGCACAGUACCGUAUCUGCUGUCAGGAGCACAGUUCGAGGGCACCAUCAUUCAGCGCAUACAUUAUGCAUGGAAGGAAUGGUUUGCCCGACAGCAGACGGGUGAUUUCAUCUGGACACCCUACUGGCGCUCUGCUAAGGGCCAGGGCAAAUUACUGACCCACAACAUGCCUUUUGACAUCUAUUCGAUUAAGGGUUCCUGUGGUCCACAUCCCUCCAUAUGCCUCAAUUUUGAUUUUCGCAAAAUUCCGGGCGAGUACACGGAAUACUCGCUGAAGGCGCAAUACAUCACCGACGACAAUGUGGAGGAGAAAGCGCAGCUACUGCUGGAGCAAUAUGGACGUACCGCCUCCUUGUUUCCACACAAUGUAGCGCUGAUACCCAUUGGCGAUGAUUUCCGCUACAACAAGGAGCGAGAGGUGGAUCAGCAGUAUCAUAACUACAAGAAGCUCAUCAGUCACAUCAUGGCCAACAAGCGAUUGUAUAAUGUGGACAUUAAGUUUGGCACGCCCACCGAUUACUUUCAGGCAAUAAAGCAACGCAUGGGCGACAAACCAUUCCCCAGCUUCAAGGGUGAUUUCUUUGUUUACUCGGACAUCUUCUCCGAAGGAAGGCCCGCCUACUGGUCUGGCUAUUUCAGCACACGCCCCUUCUACAAGCUGCUCAGCUCCGAGUUGGAGCACAAUUUACGCGCUGCUGAGAUAAUCUUUACCAUUGCCUACAAUACAGCGCGUCAGGAGCGACACGAGGAUUCCAUCAAGAUAUAUGAGAAAAACUAUGAGCAGAUCACACACGCCAGACGCAAUCUCGGCCUGUUCCAGCACCAUGACGCUAUCACAGGCACCUCAAAGGCAGCUGUGAUGCGAGACUACGCCAUGCGACUAUUCGACAGCACCCAGAACAUGAUUCGCAUGCAGGAGGCGUGCAUAGAGCUGCUGCUACAGAAUGCCAGCUCGCAUAAUCAUGGAUUCCUGCUCAACGAAUACGAGCGCGACAAUUUCAGCAAGUUGCCACGCAAGAUGCCCUUGCAGCUGGUCAGUCCAGGAGCAAUAGGAAGCGAUGAAGCCACUACCACAACAUCGGGAGGUGCAGCCGCUGCGCCAGCUAAAAAUGCCGAAGCCAGCUUCGUGGUUUACAAUUCGCUCGCCCAGAAGCGCAUUGAGAUUGUUGCUGUGCGUGUGCAGCAUCCAAAUGUGCGCAUCUUCAACGACCAGGGCGUGGAGCUGAAGCACAUUCAAAUCAAUCCCGUGUGGAACAUUACGGAUAUCUAUGAGCAGGCUUACAAUGACAUGCUUAACGCUGGCGCAGCAAACGCAGGUCGCAUUCGCACCUCCAGGCGACAAUAUGAAGUGCUGUUUGUGGCCGAGUUGGAGCCGUUGUCGUUGACAACGUAUCGCGUGCAAGUGGAUGAGUUCAACUACAAGCGAAAUAUUGCCACGGUUUACUGCGACGACUGCACUGACAAGCCGGAAACGGGAUCAUCUACAGCCACACCAGGAGGGUCCAACCCUAAUGUCUUUGAAGCACGCGCCAAGCCAGCUGGCGACAUUCAGCUGGAGAAUCCCAGCAUGCGUUUGCUGUUCGACGAGAAGACCGGUUUCCUCAAGACCAUCACCCGAAAGAACAAACAACAACAGCUGCUGCAACCGAUGCAAUGCGCCAUCAAAUUUGCAGCCUAUCGAAGUGCGCAGUUCCAUUCGGGCGCAUAUUUGUUUAAGACAGACCCAGAGCAAAGUGAGGCCGAGAAGGAUGUGUUGGAGCAGUACGAGGAUGUGCGCAUUAUCAUCACCUCGGGGCCAAUUGCUAGCGAUGUGACUGUCAUCUAUGGGCCCUUCAUGGCGCACACUGUGCGCAUUUUCAAUACACGAACUCAUUUGGAUGCAGCGAUUUACAUUGAGAACGAUAUUGACUUUGAACCGCCACCAAAGAAUCGAGAAACUGAGCUGUUUAUGCGACUCGUGACGAAUAUUGACAACAUUGCACCAGCACCAUUGCAACGCGAUCCGCUUAAGGAACCGGCAGAGCCGAGCAGCAUGCCCGAACUGCCCGUAUUCUAUAGCGAUCAGAAUGGGUUCCAGUAUCAUGAACGCAUCAAGGUGCCAGCCAUUGGCAUUGAGGGAAACUAUUUCCCCAUCACUUCCGGCGCUUUUCUCCAGGAUACCCACCAGCGUCUGACGCUGCUGACCACACAUGCUCAGGGUGCUGCAAGCUAUGAGCCAGGUCAACUGGAGGUUAUGCUCGAUCGUCGCACGCUGUACGAUGACUAUCGUGGCAUGGGCGAAGGUGUUGUCGACAGUCGCCUCACGCGUCACAAAUUCUGGCUACUUGUCGAGGACAUGCCUUCGGGUCAUCAUGUAGACAAGCCGCCCAGCUACAAAGUGUUAAGCUUGCAGGCUCAACAGUUGGCAAACGCGUUGCGCUACCCGCCGAAUCUCUACUUUUUGAGUAACUUUGAACAACCACAGCCGGCGCUGCAUACGUUGGUUCGUCUACUGCCACAUGGAGCGCUGCCAUGCGAUGUGCAUUUGACCACAUUGCGCACACUCUCCGACGCUCAACUCCAGAUGUUUCCAUCCGCAUCGGCGCUGUUGGUGCUGCACCGACAGGGCUUCGACUGCAGCGUCAGCUCACAGCAGGUGGACAUGAAUAGCGUGUGCCCACAAAUGGGCAAUGGCCUGGGCUCAGUUCGCUUUGGGGAUUUGCGACUAAAUUCCAUCGAAUCCACCAGCCUGACGGGCAUGUCGCAACAUAAACCACACCUAUUACGUUCGCUGGCACAGAUCACCCUGGAACCCAUGGAGUUACGAACAUAUAAUCUCACUUUCCGUGGGGAGCUGUAAAACCCACCAGUUAGAUAACCAACCAACAACCAGACAGCAAGUAAAGCGUUUCUGUUCUCAAUGUAUCUCAUUCGAAUCUAGAUCCUAAGUAAAUAUUUAUGUUCUUUAUUUGAUGUUUAGUUAGGCUUAGGUUUACAUUUAAAGGACGGACAUGUGCAUAUUAUUUAGCUUUAUUUACACAGCUCUCUCCGUGUCUCGCAUUCUAGCUCACAUUUUGAAGUACAAAGCCCAAUAGCAUAGAUAAAUAUUCAUACUGACCACAAUUACCUAAAUAUGCGAAGGAUUAUAGACAUUUCAACUGCCCAUUAGCAUUCCGUUUCGUAACUCUUCUCUCUUUAAUAUUCUUUCACUGUCUGCACUGUCCACAUUUCGUGCAAUAUGUUUUAUAAUCGAAUUCCUUAAUUUACGUGUACAUUAUAGUCUAAAUUGCUAACUUGAAAUCAAUAGCAGAAUCAUAGCAGGCAAUUAAAUAUAUGAUAGUUAUCUUUGCCUGUUCGAGUUUGACGGUAGCUCAAUGUAUAGAGCUUAAAAGUUAUUAGAGACUUGAUUCACAAGUACAUAACAUAGUAUAAAGACAUAUAGCCGCAAAUAUUUAGCCAGCGAAUUAGACAAUUUUUGUUUGUUUUUAGCAAUAAAUGUUAUUUUUGUUGCCUUCUAUUUAAUUUGAUUAGACUGAUUAGCUUAAAAUAUUUGCAAAAUGCUUCUGCUUAUUUAGCAAAAAUUUUUGGUGGUAUCAAAAUCAUCAUCAUCAUGAUCACAUUACGACUAGAAUCUCAAUUACAAAUCAAAACAUAGACAUCUUUAUUCAUAAAUCUCUUGGACAUAAUUUAAGAUUUUUAAUCGACGAUGGAUAGCAAAAAGUUAAGCCAAAUAUUGAAAUACAUUUAUACUUGACAAAUAUAAAUAAAUAUUUACAUUUAUAUAUACAUACAUACUAGUUACAUAAACAUAAAUUUUAAGGCGCCUGAACGCUCGUUUUGUAAAUACAUCUAAAUGGCACGGUAAAAGAUAGCUCUAAAACAAUCUAAACUAAUCCACAUAGGCUAAGCCACAACUAGAGUAGUGUUGUACUUGUACUGCAAACUAAAUGAACCUUUGAGACAUACUUACACACAUAAAUACAGAAACGAUGCAUAG